UGCAAACCUUAGAAGACAGACAGGUAAGCAUACAAGGGAUGACCUGUCAGUUUCUGAUUGGUUAAUUAAUGACAGAGCAUUAGAGGAUGGGAAGCACGAAUGCGUGGAAUAGUUGAAUCCUUGAAGGUGAUGAUGAAAACAAGCAGAUCUGACUCAGGUCUUGUGAACACGAAGUAGGUCUUUUUAAAUUUUCAAAUGAAACUUGAAUCAUACCUCUCUCUCUCAGCCUCUCAUCUCAUCUCCUAAUAUAUAAAAGCUUCAUUUGUGUCAUUUCAUUUCUAUCUCUCUUCUCUCUAAUUCUUCUUCACCCUUGGCAUGGAAAAUCAGUUUCUCAAGAUGGAAACCUUCCUUCAAAGUGAAUUGCCAUUGUCUAUUAAUGGAAUGGGAUCAUCAAGCCUUUUUGCUGAUGUCAAUGUUUGGGGAUCAGCCGAUGAGCCUGUUUGUCGUGGUGGUGGUGGUGGCAGUAAUCUUAAAUCAUCGUCACCAUCCUCACCCGAUAGAUUGUUUUCGAGCCCAGAGUCAAAUUCUUCAGCAGAAGAUUUUGCAGCCACUUUGAGUACUAAUGUCAACCAUUCGCAUCCAUUCAUGGGUGGAUUGGAUAUUGUUGACUCAAAUGGAGCUUCUGGUUCAAAUCCAAAAGACACCUACAUUCCUGUAAACUUCUUGAAAUCUUUCCCCGAGCUGAGCUAUGCUCAAAUACCUGAACCAUCUUCACCCACUUCACCAUCAUCAACCGCGUCAAAAUACCCAAAGCUUGGUUUGUUUUUGCAGGAACCAGCCAUCUUGGACAUAUCAGCAAGAGCCACAAAAUCACUUGGGAAGAGCCAAAAUUGUGAGCCCAUGUCAUCUUCACCAAACCCCUCAUUUUCCAUGCCCCACCUUGGCAAUGAAUGGCUCAAGAUCAAUCACAACUUGUCAAAUUACACUUCAAAAGGGUUCAGUGACUACUGGCUGAGCACCACCAAGACUCAGCCCAUGAAGCACACUGGAAGAAAAUUGCUGCAGCCACAUCACUACCACCAAAAGGCAGGCCUGUCACCACCACCACCAUCAUCAUCAUCCCAAGGAAAGGUGUUUAGAGGGGUGAGACAAAGGCAUUGGGGAAAAUGGGUUGCUGAGAUUAGGCUACCAAGAAAUAGAACAAGGGUUUGGCUUGGGACUUUCGAAACUGCAGAGGAAGCUGCUUUUGCAUAUGACACAGCGGCGUACAUUUUAAGAGGAGACUAUGCACAUUUGAACUUUCCAGAGCUAAAAAAUCAACUCAAGGCCAAUUCUGCUAAUGGUGCAACCGCUGCGCUUCUUGAAGCCAAAUUACAAGCAAUAAAUGCUAAUAAGAAGGGCACAGAUCUUCAUCCACAACCAACAUCACCAAAUAAAGACUUGGUUGAGAGCUCAAGAGUAAUCAAAGGUUUAAAUCAGAACACAACAAGAAGAGAGUGGCAAUUUGAGUUGGAAAGUAAAGUUGGAUCUGAGAUUAUGAUUGAGAAUAGAAAGACUCAUCAAGAAGUGUUGUCAGAUGUUGAUGCUGUUCAACUAAGUAGAAUGCCUUCCUUGGACAUGGACAUGAUCUGGGAUGCACUUCUAGUAUCUGAUUCAUGAUCAUAUAUAUUCAUACAUAGAUCUUCAUGUGGGUAUGAUUACUCCGAUCUUUAUGGCACAAAAUCAAGCUAAAUGUUUAAAUUUCUUAGUUUGUUCUUUCUCUAAUAAUGACCAUAGUUUAGAACUCUUGCAAUCUUUUAAUUCAUAAUAUAUUUUUUUUUAUCACCGAUUUCAUAAUGAUAUUUGAUUAAAUGAAGUGUUUCAUGCCAA
Camellia sinensis is the source of this 1809-nucleotide messenger RNA. RefSeq names its product Integrase-type DNA-binding superfamily protein. Gene Ontology annotation, biological process: regulation of DNA-templated transcription. The record is from RefSeq and is a predicted model, not a curated record. NCBI's taxonomy places the organism in Eukaryota, Viridiplantae, Streptophyta, Magnoliopsida, Ericales, Theaceae. Gene Ontology annotation, molecular function: DNA binding; DNA-binding transcription factor activity.